AUGGCAUCUUACAAAGUGUGUUUAAUAGUUCUGCUCCUUCAGACAUUUUGUAUAGGCACUGUAGUCUGUGGCAGGGUGCUGAUCUGGCCUGCAGAUGCCAGCCACUGGAUUAAUAUAAAGAUAGUACUGGAGGAACUGGUGAACAGAGGGCACAGUAUUACUGUUUUAGUACAUUCUGCAUCAGGUCAAAUAGAUCCCAACAUGCCCUCCCACUUCAAAUUUGAGGUGUUCAAAGUGCCCUUCAGUAGUGACAACUUGGAAGCAACAGGGAAUAAGUUGUUCAAUUUCUGGAUGUACGAAUCUCAGCAACUAUCCUACUGGCAACUAUUCUGGAAAUUUCUAGAUAUUGCAAAUGAGGCUCAGCUUCGCCAAAAACAGAUAUGUGAUGGAAUAUUGGGUAACAAGAACUUAUUAGAAAAGCUACAAGAAACCAGAUAUGAUGUUCUUCUAGCUGACCCGGUGUAUUUCUGUAGUGAACUGGUAGCAGCAAAGCUUACUAUUCCUUUCAUAUAUACCUUGCGACUAUCAGUGGCUAACACUUUAGAGCGGCUCUGUGGACAGUUACCCGCACCACCAUCCUUUGUGCCAGCUUCUAUGACAAUUUUCACUGAUAGAAUGACCUUUACUGAGAGGAUGCAAAAUUUCCUGGUUUACUUGGUGCAGGAUAUCAUGUUCAUCAGCAUUUCAGGAUAUCAGUGGAGUUCUAUUUACUCUAAGCAUACAGAUGCCAGCCACUGGAUUAAUAUAAAGAUAGUACUGGAGGAACUGGUGAACAGAGGGCACAGUAUUACUGUUUUAGUACAUUCUGCAUCAGUUCAAAUAGAUCCCAACAUGCCCUCCCACUUCAAAUUUGAGGUGUUCAAAGUGCCCUUCAGUAGUGACAAUUUGGAAGCAACAGGGAAUAAGUUGUUUAAUUUCUGGAUGUACGAAUCUCAGCAACUAUCCUACUGGCAACUAUUCUGGAAAUUUCUAGAUAUUGCAAAUGAGGCCCAGCUUCGCCAAAAACAGAUAUGUGAUGGAAUAUUGGGUAACAAGAACUUAUUAGAAAAGCUACAAGAAACCAGAUUUGAUGUUCUUCUGGCUGACCCGGUGUAUUUCUGUAGCGAACUGGUAGCAGCAAAACUUACUAUUCCUUUCAUAUAUACCUUGCGACUAUCAAUGGCUAACACUUUAGAGCGACUCUGUGGACAGUUACCCGCACCACCGUCCUUUGUGCCAGCUUCUAUGACAAUUUUCACUGAUAGAAUGACCUUUACUGAGAGGAUGCGAAAUUUCUUGCUUUACUUAGUGCAGGAUAUCAUGUUCAUCAGCAUUUCAGGAUAUCAGUGGAGUUCUAUUUACUCUAAGCAUACAGGAAGACCAACAACCCUGUGCGAAACAAUGGGGAAAGCUGAAAUGUGGCUGAUUCGUACAUAUUGGGAUUUUGAGUUUCCUCGGCCAUAUCUGCCUAAUUUUGAGUUUGUGGGAGGCCUUCACUGUCAGCCUGCCAAACCACUUCCUGAGGAUCUGGAAGAAUUUGUGCAGAGUUCUGGAGAUGAUGGAAUUGUCGUGUUUUCACUUGGCUCAAUGAUCAAAAACCUGACUAAAGAAAAAGCAAAUAUAAUUGCAUCAGCAUUGGCUCAAAUUCCUCAAAAGGUUCUUUGGCGCUAUAGUGGCGAAUCACCAGAGACACUAGGACCAAAUACUAAACUUUUGAACUGGUUGCCACAGAAUGAUCUUCUCGGCCAUCCAAAGACUAAAUUGUUUAUUACUCAUGGAGGAACAAAUGGAAUCUAUGAAGCUAUAUAUCAUGGAGUACCAAUGGUCGGAAUUCCCUUGUUUGCUGAUCAGCCUGAUAAUAUGGUCCACAUGAAGACAAAAGGAGCUGCAGAAGUGGUGGAUUUCACACACAUGAAAACACAAGAUUUACUGGAAGCUGUAAAUAAAGUUAUCGGUGACUCUAAAUACAAAAGAAGUGCUAUGAAGUUAUCCCAGAUCCACCAUGACCAGCCAGUAAAGCCACUUCACCGAGCAGUGUUCUGGAUUGAAUUUGUGAUGAGGCACAAAGGAGCCAAACAUCUGAGACCUGCAUCACAUGACCUCACUUGGUACCAAUAUCAUUGCUUGGACGUUAUAGCAUUUCUUCUGUUCUGUAUAGCAACUUCAUUUUUUAUCACAGUCAAAUGCUGCACGUUUUGCUUCAGAAGGUCUGUAAGGCUUCUAAGAAGAAAGAACAAGAGAGAAUAAUAGAUCAGGCUAUUUGUCCAAGAAUGAUACAUGUUUGCUGUGCACCAUCUGCAGCAUAAAUUCACUAAGAAUCUGACGUUAAAAACAAGACAAAUGAAAAAGCCUGAAAUGCAAAGUGAUUCUAUUCCCCUGAAUGUAGAACAAAAGUCACAAUGAGUAAGUAAUCAGUACAGAGAUCAGAUACUCAAAAAGUCAACUAAAAUCACAGUGAAGCAAUAUUAGAUACAGCAUUAGAAUGGAAAUGAAAUAUAUGACCCACUGAUAAUGACCCAGGGAUUCUGAAAUAUCUGAGUAGCUGGGUUUGGGGACCUUAAAGUGAUAGAAUCAUUUUGGACAAGCUUCCUUUCCCAGGAAUUGCAGACCCUUUCAACAGGCAACAUCUGACAUAACAAAUCAGAUCAGCCAUUACAUAUUAAGUGAUAGAAUGAACAUAAGAAUUCAAUACUAUAUUGUAAAAAAACUUUUCAAGUUUCAUGCACAUAAUUCUUUAACACUCUCUAUACACUCAAAACUCAGCUUUCUGUAUACUGCCAUUUAAAGUAUAUCAGAAGUACAGUCUACUAUGUCGCACUGACAUAUUUUCAAGCUAUGAUGUCAUGUUCUCCAGACUGUUUCACUAACAGAUGUGAUGUGUACUAUAUAGAAAGCUCAGAAAAUGCAGACUAACUCAGACCAUAACAAAGUAUAAGAGAUGGUUAAAUUCUCUGAUACAUUAUACUGGAAGUUUACUGUGCAAUAUAAACAGGACCCUGUGCUGUCUCUUUUCCCACUGAUGACCUCACUACUUACCUUACACUAUCCCUGAAGUUAAAUGUGAAGACGUUGCAUUGCAGGUAAACAAGAUGCAUGCUUUGGAAGUUAUUGAAAAAGUCAUGCAAUGAUGUGUUGCCACAUAUGCCAUAUGCUAGUGUCUGCUUCUACAAUGACUUCACUCAGUUCAGCUCUAUAUACCUGUUGGACACCUACCUACCCCAUGCCAUGGGUAGAUGAACUUACUGAGGCCCUAGAACUUGCCAGGUAGCUCAUAAGUUGAGACCUUACAGAGAGAUACUGAGAGGUGCCUGUUAGAAAGAGGACAAGAGGGAAGGUAGCCUUUUCCAUUCUGUAUAGACUCUACUAAUUUACAGUCCUUCUGUUUGGGUUGUAUGGGUCCUCUACAGGAUUCCACUGGUUGAUGAACAAGUUCACUGUUGUUAUGCAGCUGCAGACAGAGUGUGUUCCAUCUCUAGUCUGGAGUGGGUAUCCCAUCUGCUGAAAAUUUAAGUGGCACUUGUCUCCCUUAUGGAAACAGUGCUGAUGGCCAGUCUAGCCACAUUUACCAGUGGCCUAGAAGAGGCCUAUACUAAGGGUAAACAGUCGACAAGAGAAUGGUAGACGAAGGCACCAGCCAUUGUGACCAAGACCUAGGUGUAGGCCUUCCUGGGCUUGAAAUGAACAGUUAUUACUGCUGGUUUAUUCCACAUUUUAUCACCCUGGGUGUCUCUGUCAUGGCCUAGACUAGAGUCUAAUGUCAUAACCAUAUGAAGCAGCCAGGGUAUUUUCUCACAUGAAAGUGGCCCUUGUACACACUCAUGUAAGGCCACAUUAAAUUUCUGACAAGAAUUCAUUGCACAUUUGGAUUUCUUACCUGUAAGUUUGGAAACCAUACUAUCUCAAAUGGUUGAAGAUGAGGAACAUCCAGUGAUGCAUCUCAUUCCAACGUUUAUGUGACUCAGAGAGUGGUGAUACUCUGUUACUGAAUAAGAAUGUUUUGCCAUGAUGUGGGCCUUUGAUUACACAUACUACUUGUUCCUUUUCCAGACCUUCUGACUCAUCUGCAGUAUUUCAGAAGCAGCAGGACAGAACUCUGCAGAUUAUCUAAUAAUGUUCGACUUUCCAGUCCUUAAUAUAAAAAGAGGUGCAGCUGCAGUUAUAUGCCACCACUACGCUUAAAAAACAAAAAGUAGCACAGCUAAUAGAGACAGAGUCAUGUAUGUUAACUUGACUGAAAUCCAAGCUUUCUUGUAGAGCAUUUCAUCAGGAAUGCUGUUUCAUUAAGAAUGAAACAGCAAUCAAUGCUCCACUUAAAGAAAUCCCAAUCCCUCCGAGCUACAUGCUCUAGGGACCUAAAC
Protopterus annectens (West African lungfish) is the source of this 4337-nucleotide messenger RNA. RefSeq names its product UDP-glucuronosyltransferase 2A1-like. Gene Ontology annotation, molecular function: UDP-glycosyltransferase activity. The transcript has 7 exons. The record is from RefSeq and is a predicted model, not a curated record. Bases 1 to 2226 code for a protein of 741 amino acids. NCBI's taxonomy places the organism in Eukaryota, Metazoa, Chordata, Ceratodontiformes, Protopteridae.